UGUAUUUACUACACAAGCUCCGCAAUGGAAGUAAAUCGAGACGAAGCGGAGCGAUGCAUUGAAAUAGCAACAGCCGCUCUCAGAAAUAACCAGUUAGAAAAGGCUAAGAGGUUUCUGGAGAAAGCCCAAAGGUUGUUUCCAUCAGAUGACGCCAAAGCCUUGCUUGAGGAAAUUGAGAAGUCGGGCUAUGCAAGUCAAGGAGGCUCAGCAGGAGCGCAGAACGGAACAGAGACGAGACGAAGGGCUAACGAAAAUGACAGCGCCAAGUUCGACAGGACCGCAGACUCCGCUAAAUCAUACACCUCAGAACAAUUAGAUGCUGUGAAAAGAAUAAAACAAUGUAAAGACUACUAUGAGACUCUUGGGGUGAAGAAAGAUGCGUCGGAAGAGGAUCUGAAGAAAGCUUAUAGGAAAUUGGCUUUAAAGUUCCAUCCAGAUAAAAACCAUGCCCCUGGUGCCACAGAGGCUUUUAAAGCCAUUGGUAACGCGUAUGCUGUGCUGAGUAACAAUGACAAACGGCGGCAGUACGACAACCUGGGCGAGGAGCGGGCGAAUCCGUCGCGGCAAGGGCCCUCGGCAGGAGACUUCGAGGCCGACAUCUCGCCUGAGGACCUCUUCAACAUGUUCUUCGGAGGCGGCUUCCCAUCAAGUAAUGUUCAUGUAUACAGCAAUGGCCGGAUGCGUUAUCAGCACCAUCGGGCAGAGAGGAGAGAGCCACGCAGAGACCAGGGUGGGCUGGCCUUCUUUGUCCAGAUCAUGCCUGUCCUCAUCCUGGUCAUCGUGUCGGCCCUCAGCCAGCUAAUGGUGGCCAACCCCCCCUACAGUCUCAGCUUCAGCCCGUCGCAGGGGCACACCAACAAGCGGCUGACGGAGCACCUGAGGGUCCCGUACUACGUGAACGACCGCUUCUCCAAAGAGUACCACGGCGGCAACCUGAAGAGUGUGGAGCGCAGCGUGGAGGACGACUACAUAUCCAACCUCAGAAACAACUGCUGGAAAGAGAAGCAGCAAAAGGAGGGCCUUCUGUACCGGGCGCGGUACUUUGGGGAUAGCGAGCUUUACCAGCGGGCCCAGCGGAUGGGGACGCCCAGUUGCACGCGGCUAUCUGAGGUUCAAGCAUCCUUACAUGGAUAAAGGCUUUAGCAACAAAACUAAACAAACUAAAGGUAUCCUCCCAAAAAAUAAGCAUUUAUAAGGAAAGGGCCUAUUCACGGAAGGGAUGAUGAUGAUAAUGAUGAUGAUGAUGACGAUGACAGCGAUGAAGAAAUGAAAUGAAGUGAUAAAAACUGAGCAAAACCAAUCUCCACUGUUCAACAAACCUCACCACACAAGAUCUUCACAAGCCAAAACAAAAGAAGAGAAAAGACUGCACCCUCCUUAGUGUCUGUGAAGAGGCGCACAUACUCAGGCAGAGUUGUCUGUCUGUCUUCCCAGCUGUCUGUCUGACUGACUGGACCCCUCCGGUAGCUUAGGUGGGCCACAUGCUUCCAUUAUGGGUCCUAAGGCCCCAAAGCUGUUUGGGCCCCGACUGACCGACAAACCAACCAACCAAAAGGGCCCCUUGGAAGUGCACUGUCUGCUGCUUUGGGGGAAACAUGUUAGAAUGUAAGAUCUUUUGAUGGGUUGGGUGGGAGCCAAUCAGAAUGUUUCAGGAGGAGGAAGCAGCUGUAUCAUAGCAACAUUAGGCAUAACCAAGGCAUUGUUGUUGGGUUUUUUUGCAUUAUGUGCUAUUUAUUUAUGUAUGUAUUUAUUAUUUAUAAAUUAUGGAAUCCCAGAGAUGGAGUUCCAUGACCAUGUGGUUACUUCAUUUGUCGAUACCUUGAUUUUGACACAUUUUUAUCUAUGCAGGGUGUCUGAUUUUAUCUUAUAUGUACAUCAGGAAUCUCUCCAUCUCUCUCUAAGAUGAUCCAAUAGCUUCUGCACACAGACGUUUAAAAAAAAUUAUGAAUGCCCCAGAGAAUGAUAUUUAUACAUGUAAUUUCAGAGAUGUUUUAUUCAAGAGGAAAAAAUAAUUUACAACAACACCGUUUGUGCAGGGCUUUCAACCAAGCAUGUGGAGUGGAGCCACCCUAACUUGUCACCUUUAUUCACUGAAGCAAUGGUGGUAACCGCUCCGGCAGUAAAUGCUUGAUUGAAUUCCCAGAGGUACUGUCACUGAAUAUGUGUCACAUGUCACA
Messenger RNA from Engraulis encrasicolus (European anchovy), 2177 nucleotides. RefSeq names its product DnaJ heat shock protein family (Hsp40) member B12b (gene dnajb12b). The coding region runs from base 25 to 1134 and encodes 369 amino acids. The record is from RefSeq and is a predicted model, not a curated record. The transcript is spliced from 9 exons. Gene Ontology annotation, cellular component: endoplasmic reticulum membrane. Lineage: Eukaryota; Metazoa; Chordata; Actinopteri; Clupeiformes; Engraulidae. Gene Ontology annotation, biological process: cellular response to misfolded protein. Gene Ontology annotation, molecular function: Hsp70 protein binding.